AUUGCAAUAUUUGGCUUGAAAUUUAAUUAUCAUGGUGAAUAAUUUUUCAAUUUAUGUCUAUAAAUAGUCAUGAUAUUUCAUUUUUUCUGUAAGUCACAUCUCUGGGAAACAAUUAAUAAAUAUAGUUUAUUGUAUUCUACCAUGGAGGGUAAGAAAACAGCAGGACGCCAAAAAAUUCCAUUAGAGAAAAUAAAAAAAGAAGCUAAUCGAUACGCAUCAUUUUCUAAACGUCGUUCAGGCUUAUAUAAAAAAGCCAGUGAACUUGUAAGAGAAUGUGGUGUCGAUCUUGGAAUAGUUCUUUCUUCUCCAACUGGUAAACCGUAUUCAUUUGCUCAUCCGACUACUGAUGCAGUCAUUGAUCGUUUUAUAAAUCCCACCAGAGAAUUAGACCUAGGUGCUCAACUCGUUGCUGCGGAGGUACGUAACAGUGUAAUUCAAAACAACGGUAGGCUAAAUGAAUUUGAUGCAAGAGAAAAAGCCGCAAAGGAAAAAAUACGUUCUAUAGACCAAAUGAACGAGGCUAGAACUAGAGGUUGGUGGGAGUCCAUGGACCAAUUAAAUGCCAAGGACAUAACCAAGUUUGAAGAUUUGUUAGAUAUCACUAAGGUUUUCCUGAAUGUCCAAUUGAAGCAGCUAGAAAAUGGAGCUUCGUACUUCCUACAAUCCCCACCAGAGGAUGCAGAUAAUUGAUCUAGUGCUUUAUAAAUAUCAUCUUUAGAUAAUAUCUUUUAUCGAAGCCCUAUGCAACAAAUUGGAACUUUAAAUUUAUAUUAUUAUGUGUGCUUUAAUUUAUUCUUUUGAUGUUGUUAG
Molecule: messenger RNA, 810 nt
Organism: Solanum dulcamara
Lineage: Eukaryota; Viridiplantae; Streptophyta; Magnoliopsida; Solanales; Solanaceae
Product: agamous-like MADS-box protein AGL29
Exons: 1
Coding region: 70-690 (206 amino acids)
Biological process (GO): regulation of transcription by RNA polymerase II
Molecular function (GO): protein dimerization activity; RNA polymerase II cis-regulatory region sequence-specific DNA binding; DNA-binding transcription factor activity, RNA polymerase II-specific
Source: RefSeq, a predicted model, not a curated record